ACUGAUAUGCCGAAUCUGACCAUCCACUUUCAUCGUUCUGGAUCGAGGUUCACCGUUUUGAAUCGAAGUCCACCGUUCUAACCAUCAAACCAGCCGAUCGAUGUCUCAUGUCAGGUGCGGCUGAUGCGGUGAUCCAUCAAUGGGAGUGAGUGCCUUCAGAGCUCUUCAACUUGUGUCGCAUCGUAGCACCAUUAUCCUUCUUCAAUCCUCCUCUGAUUCGAAGUUCUCCUCUCGUUCGAAUUUGAGCUUGCAGGUAUCCACUGACACAGAUAGGAACCCUUGGAGGCAGUCUUACUCUUUGCAACACUGCUGAUAACUUUCUCCAAAAAUUGUCGAUUGAAGGGCCCAGUAUGUUCUUGUGGAGAUAAGGUUUCCUGGCAGAGUUCAGGCGCUUUUCCGUUGUAACUCUCUCAUGGUGGAGCUCAAUUGACUCUGCAACUAAUGAAAAUGGCGUCAGCACUGUUCAGCAAGGCUGGAAGGUGUCUAGCUGUGCUGGUCCUUGUGUUGUGCUCUCCGAUAGCAGUGGCGCAGAGUACUUGUAGCGAGAACACCUGCCGGUUGACGAGAGACAAUACUUCUUCCGACCCCAAGCAGUUUAUCUUCGUGCACGGAAUGGGAGGAGGAGCCUGGUUCUGGUAUGAAAUGAUUACCCUGCUGGAGCAUUAUGGACACAAGGCCAUUGCAGUAGACCUUACUUCUCACGGUAUCAACAAAGCUGUUGCUGAAAAUGUCAUUACCGUUGCUCAGUACACCAAGCCUUUGAUCGAUGCCCUUACCGACGUCUCCGGAGAAGUCAUCCUGGUGGGCCACAGUCUGGGAGGGGGCUCGAUCGCAUACGCAUCAGAGUUGUUCCCUAACAAAGUCAUCAAAGCUAUCUACCUGUCUGCGGUCACGCCGUCUUACAAUCAAAGCAUGUUCAGUGCUUUUCCGGCCAAUACGUUCCCCAACCUGAUCAAUGCUGGUUACGUGACUUUGAACUUCAAAAAUGGGCCCAACUCCAACCCAACUUCUGCCAGUCUGAACAGAAACGCUCUGCAAGAAUUUUACAUGAGUGAGACGCCCAAACGGUAUGUCAACUUGGGGAAAGUUUUAGUGACUGAUACACCGUACGCCCCUGGGACUGAAACGCUACCCUUGACUCCUGCCAAAUUCGGCACUGUACGAAGGUUUUACAUCCGGACGGGCAAGGACGAGGGAGUUCUCCCUGCUCAUCAAGACGAGAUGAUUGCCAACAACCCGCCGGAGAAAGUGUUCUGUAUGCCAAAUGGGGACCACGCAGUUUUCUUCUCUGCGCCUAUGGAGCUCUUCCGGAUUUUGACAUGCAUUGCUGGUUUGUAGGUUGGUGAUUGUGUAAAUUCUUCACUGAAUUAUGAGCAGUAGGUCUUCGCUGUAGAACAUGAUAGAGCUUUACGAGCAGAAAGUGGUGUAUUCUAUCACACAGUUGCGUUCGGACCUACGGUGAUAGCUCUUCUAGCCAGCCUCUUGCACCAACAUACUUGGUUCUGAAGCUGAAAGCCUCAUGACUUGGUUGGCAGAUCUAGAAUAGUAACGGUGAAUCCGAAACGGUCUGCACGUAGUCCAGUUUGGUGAUUAUUCGCCAUUAUCAUGAUUCACAGGUUUACCAUCACCUUCCAAUUUUUUUGCUACCUGUGCCAUUCACAGUAAGAGAGCU
Molecule: messenger RNA, 1672 nt
Organism: Physcomitrium patens
Lineage: Eukaryota; Viridiplantae; Streptophyta; Bryopsida; Funariales; Funariaceae
Product: putative methylesterase 15, chloroplastic
Molecular function (GO): methyl indole-3-acetate esterase activity; methyl jasmonate esterase activity
Source: RefSeq, a predicted model, not a curated record